AUGUCCGAGUGGUUAAGGAGAUUGACUCGAAAUCAAUUGGGCUUCGCCCGCUUUGAUCAAAAUAUUGAAACUAAACCUUGUCGUUGUUGUUAUUAUAUCCCUGCUGUUUCGGAUGCCGCAUCACGUGUUCCAGGACAAGAGGCCUCCAAAAAGUUGGAGUCUUUAUCUAAAGAACAAAAAACAAAGUCCGAGCAGAGUGUUCAAAAGGGUGAAUCUGUGCUUUCUGAGAUGUCAUCUCGUAUUUCAGGAACCAUUUCAGAGGCAACGGAUAAAAUGAAGCAUGCUUUUGGGAUGGAGUCUGAAAGCUCUGUGCCCGAAAAGAUGAAAGAAAAGACGUCUGACAUUGCUGAAAAGGUCAAGGGCUCCAUGCCUGAUGUUUCUCAGCGAGCUUCGGAAGGAAAGGAAAAAACGGCUGAAAAGGCUAGCCAAUCAGAGGAAUAUCUCAAGGAGCGAACCGAGCAGUUGAAGCAAGCGGGCGGAGAAAAGAUGUCCGGUGUGGAGGAAGAAGCAAAGAAGGGAAGAGAGUAA
Molecule: messenger RNA, 528 nt
Organism: Mitosporidium daphniae
Lineage: Eukaryota; Fungi; Microsporidia
Exons: 3
Coding region: 1-528 (175 amino acids)
Source: RefSeq, a predicted model, not a curated record